Molecule: messenger RNA, 2945 nt
Organism: Perognathus longimembris pacificus (Pacific pocket mouse)
Lineage: Eukaryota; Metazoa; Chordata; Mammalia; Rodentia; Heteromyidae
Gene: Znf710
Product: zinc finger protein 710
Exons: 5
Coding region: 419-2398 (659 amino acids)
Source: RefSeq, a predicted model, not a curated record
CCUGCCCAGGCUGGCUUUGAACCAUGAUGGACGGAUCUCAGCCUCCUGAGUUACUAGGAUGACAGGCCUGAGCCAGUGGCUUGCCUGGCUUCAGAGACUGUGCUGUCAUCUCUGUGUUGUCAUUCUCCCAGGCAUUCCCAGGAGAAUGCUGCUCCACCCACUCCCCCGGCGCCGUCCACGCCUGCUGCAAAACGGUGUUGCCACACACCAGUUGUGCAGUGUUUUGAACCUUAGAAUCUGAGACCUGGAGGUCAGAGGGGACAUUGCCCCUUCCGAGGCGCAAACCCGGCCCGCUCCUCCUCUACACCCCUGCCUGGCAUGGGAGUGGGUGCCGCCUGAAUGUUGAAGCGUGGGCGCAAUUUGUCAUGGCAGCUGUGGAGCUGACAGUCGCGAUGCCCUCCUAGGCGGCCUGCGCGGGAUGGAGCGCUUCAAGGACUCAGGGACACAGACCGACGCUGUGGUGGUGCUCUCCCUGGCCCAGGCUGCCGUCCUGGGCCUGGUCUCCGAGAAUGAGCUCUUCGGAGCGACCAUAAGCGCCGAGGCCUUCUACCCUGACCUAGGGCCUGAGCUGUCCGGGACGACUAUGGGGGACCCCGGGCCGCCGGGCCCCGAUGUGUACCAGCUGGCGUGCAAUGGGCGGGCGCUGGAGGAGCCCGCCGAGGAGGAGGUGCUGGAGGUGGAGGCCGCCUUCGAGAAGCACACGCGGCGGAAGACGCGGCCACCCGUGCGCCUGGUGCCCAAGGUGAAGUUUGAGAAGGUGGAGGAGGACGAGGAGCAGGAGAUCUACGAGGUAUCGGUGCCCGGGGACGACAAAGACGCCGGCCCAGUGGAGGCGGCAGCGGAGGCGGCGGGCGGCGGCUGCGAGGCCCUGGUGCAGAGCAGCGCCAUGCGGAUGAUGGACCUGAACGCCUUCAGCCGCAAGCUGCGGCCGCUGCGGCACACGCCCCGCACGCCCCGGCCGGAGCUGGACACGGCGCCCUUCGAGCCCCCUUUCCCCGAGCCGCAGCCCGGCAUGGCGCUGCCCGGGCCUGAGGCCUUGCCUGCUGAGUGCGGGUUCGAACCAGCCCACCUGGCCCCACUGAGUGACCCCGAGGCUCCUGCCCUGGCGUCCCCGGAGCCCGGGAAGCCGGAGUCCGGCUUCGUGUGGCAGGAGGCGGGGGAGUUCGAGGCAGAUGCGGCAGGCUCCACGGCCGAGCGGCACAAGAAGGCACAGCUGGACCGGCUAGACAUCAACGUGCAGAUCGACGACAGCUACCUGGUGGAGGCGGGCGACCGGCAGAAGCGCUGGCAGUGCCGCAUGUGCGAGAAGUCGUACACGUCCAAGUACAACCUGGUGACGCACAUCCUGGGCCACAACGGCAUCAAGCCGCACUCGUGCCCUCACUGCAGCAAGCUCUUCAAGCAGCCCAGCCACCUGCAGACGCACCUGCUCACGCACCAGGGCACGCGGCCGCACAAGUGCCAGGUGUGCCACAAGGCCUUCACGCAGACCAGCCACCUCAAGCGCCACAUGCUGCUGCACUCCGAGGUGAAGCCGUACAGCUGUCACUUCUGCGGCCGCGGCUUCGCCUACCCCAGCGAGCUCAAGGCCCAUGAGGUGAAGCACGAGAGCGGCCGCUGCCACGUGUGUGUGGAGUGCGGCCUGGACUUCUCCACCCUCACCCAGCUCAAGCGCCACCUGGCUUCCCACCAGGGCCCCACGCUGUACCAGUGCCUCGAGUGUGACAAGUCCUUCCACUACCGCAGCCAGCUGCAGAACCACGUGCUCAAGCACCAGAAUGUGCGGCCCUUCGUGUGCACCGAGUGCGGCAUGGAGUUCAGCCAGGUGCACCAUCUCAAGCAGCACUCCCUCACGCACAAGGGUGUGAAGGAGUUCAAGUGCGAGGUGUGUGGCCGUGAGUUCACGCUGCAGGCCAACAUGAAGCGCCACAUGCUGAUCCACACCAGCGUCCGGCCCUACCAGUGCCACAUCUGCUUCAAGACCUUCGUGCAGAAGCAGACCCUCAAGACACACAUGAUUGUACACUCGCCUGUGAAGCCAUUCAAGUGCAAGGUGUGCGGGAAGUCCUUCAACCGCAUGUACAACCUGCUGGGCCACAUGCACCUGCACGCAGGCAGCAAGCCCUUCAAGUGCCCCUACUGCUCCAGCAAGUUCAACCUCAAGGGCAACCUGAGCCGGCACAUGAAGGUGAAGCAUGGCGUCAUGGACCUCGGCCUGGACAGCCAAGACCCCAUGAUGGAGCUGGCGGGCCCCGACCCCUCUGAGCUUGACAGCCAGCAGGAGAUGGAGGACUUUGAGGAAAAUGGCUACACCUUCGCUGGCGUGGAUGGCAGCACUGAGGCCAAUGCGCUCACCGAGCAGGCUAUGAAGGAAAUGGCAUACUAUAAUGUGCUAUAGCGGGUGGGGGCCCAGGUGUGGGGGGAUGUCACGAGGGGGGGGUGAAGGGUGGGGAGGCCCACGGACCCCACCCCAGAGCACAAGCUACUGUCCCACAGUCCCCAGCCCCCCACUACGAGCCAUGCACCACCACCACCCCAGGGACCUUUCGACCAAAUGGAGACUGUACUACUGGCCUCGUCCUGGCGAGGAAAGGGACACAGGCCCUGGGCUGGGCCCCCCUGGCCUGCUGUGGGCGGGUGGGAAAAUGCUGGCAGGAUCCAAGGACCCAGAACAAGAGUCCUGACAAUUGAGCCAAGCUUUGCUUCUCCUCCAGGCCAACCCCUGCCUGGGCGGGAGGCGGGGAAGGGUAUCUGAGCUCCCAUGCUGGCCAGCACUGCCCCCCACCCAGGUCCACAAGCCCCUUCCCCACCCACCACUGAACAGUCAGGCAGGGCACUGCUGUCUACCUCCUGGGCCUGCCCAGCCCCCAGCCAGCGUCCUCCCUUGUGCCCCUCAUCCCUGCCCUUCCGCCCUGUCUGGGAGUGCAAGUCCCCUAAAGUGAGUG